UAGCGCAGGUGUAUAACCGCCUGGUGAUCUUUUGGACCCAAAAGUUUGUUAUCUCGGUGGGCGAAGUGGGAGGAGAUUACAUGAAGAGCUGCUGAGCAGAUGACGGAGUAAAUUUGGCACUCGGCACGAUUUAUGCUCGGUGUCGUUGAUACGGAAGCCUUUUUUCUACAGAUUAUAGGAUAAACGAGGCCGGAUUUCGUGUUUUAAGUGUCUACCUAAGCUGUUGUUCAUCCUAAUCGCUCAGCAAUGAAUCUUGCACGAAAGCUGGAUGUCGUCAUAUUCGGAGCGAGCGGUUUCACCGGGAAGUAUACCGUGCUAGAGAGCAUAAAGCUGCUGGGCAACAUGCGAUGGGGAAUCGCCGGACGAAGCCAAAACAAGCUGGAAGAAGUGCUGAAGGAAGUGGGAGCAAAGGCUAAGACGGAUCUGUCCAACGUGCCGAUCGUCCUGGCGGAUAUAAAUAAUCAGGAUUCGUUGAACAACAUGGCACGCGAUUGUCGCGUGAUUGUGAACUGUUGCGGACCAUACCGGCUGUUUGGAGAACCGGUACUGAAGGCGUGCUUGGAGGCUCGUACCCAUCAUGUCGAUGUAAGUGGUGAGCCGCAGUUCCUGGAGGGAAUGCAGCUAAAGUACCACGAGGCCGCUAAGGAGAAGGGCAUAUACAUGAUAUCGGCAUGUGGAUUCGACAGUAUUCCGGCCGACAUGGGAACCGUGUUUUUGGAGCAGCAAUUCGACGGUGUGGUAAAUUCGGUGGAGAGUUACAUUUUCUCGAAACAGAAAGGUCGCAAAGAAAUGGGUGCCAUUCACUAUGGCACUUGGGCAUCCGCUGUGCAUGCGAUGGCUAACAUGCGGGAGAUAGGAGCGAUACGGCGGCAACUGUUUGCAAAGAAACUGCCCGACGUGAGACCAAAAUUGCAGGAAAGACCGACCAUCCAUCGGUCAGAGCACGGGAACAAGUGGUCACUGCCAUUCCAGGGAGCUGAUCGAUCCUGUGUUGCUCGAACGCAGAGAUUUUUCUAUGAAACGGAAAACAAACGACCUUUGCAGAUGCGAGCUUACAUAUCAUUCGGAGGGCUUUCGGAAGUGUUGGCGGUAUCCUUCAUAGGAGCUAUAUUUUGGUUGAUGGUGAAGACCAACUUCGGAAAACAGCUUUUGCUGAACUAUCCGAGACUGUUCUCGCUGGGUCUGGUGUCGCACGAGGGCCCCAGCGAUCAAGCGAUGAACAAUGUGGAUUUUGCAUUAUACUUUGAAGGAAAGGGAUGGGAGGAAAAGCUAGCCAGUCCAACGGACAAGUACACUACUCCACCGAACAAGGUGAUUCGCACGAAGGUAACCGGAACUAACCCGGGCUACGGUGCAACAUGUGUUUCGCUGCUGUUAUGUGCCCGGACCAUCCUACUGGAAGGGGACAGUAUGCCGGGAGAGGGAGGCUUUUUAACUCCGGGAGCUGCAUUUGCCAAAACGAGCCUCAUCGAAGAGCUAUGUAAAAACGGAUUUACAUUUGAAGUUCUUUCACAGGCAAAACUGUAAAUGCUUAAAGCCAAAACUACAAAUUAAUUGGUGAAAGAAAUAAACAUACCAACCGGGUUAGAUGAUAACUAAAAAUCAGCGAAUAAAACCAAGUUUUGAUGAU
Messenger RNA from Anopheles darlingi, 1630 nucleotides. Its product is annotated as saccharopine dehydrogenase-like oxidoreductase. Gene Ontology annotation, cellular component: lipid droplet; mitochondrion; plasma membrane. The transcript is spliced from 4 exons. The record is from RefSeq and is a predicted model, not a curated record. Bases 247 to 1527 code for a protein of 426 amino acids. Gene Ontology annotation, biological process: glycolipid biosynthetic process. Lineage: Eukaryota; Metazoa; Arthropoda; Insecta; Diptera; Culicidae.